AUGCUAAAAAUAAUCCGCCAUUCUGGUCAGCGUAGCUUUCUGCAUGGUAAAGUGAAACCUAAACAGUUCAGUAUUUUCAACAAAAUACGUCGCAGCUGGCGUGUUUACUCUUAUUUCAUUGUUAAGUUCAAACGAGUAUUUAUACACACAGUCCGAAAGAAAUUACUGAUGAAUUUGAGUACUAACGGUUUUAGUACAGAAGAUGAUAGUCGAGGUGGACAUGAUCAGAUCUGUUGUUUGAUAGAUAAUAAUGAGAGAUGUACGAGACAAGCGGGUAACGCUAGUUACAGUAAACGAAUACAGAAAACAGUUCAACAAAGAAAACUAAAACUUAUUAGAGAUGAUAGUGUUUCUCAUAUCUAUAUUUGUGAUACACAUAAAAACAUGAUACAGAGUGUACGAAGUAAAAGAAAGAGAAAGGAUAGUGAAGAUGACAGAGGUUCACCUGAAGCAGAAGAAGAUGUACCAGAUAUUGAUUUCUUCCAAAUGCCAGUGAACACAUUAAGGAGAUAUAAAAGACAUUAUAAAAUUCCUACAAGGCAAGGUUUAAACAAGGCACAGUUAGCUGAUGCUGUAGCCAAGCAUUUUAAGAAUAUUCCUGUAGUGGAGAAAGAAGCUCUGACAUUCUUUAUUUAUAUGGCAAAAAAUUAUAAAAGUCGUUUGGAUCAAAAAUAUAUUGACACAGUACCUUGUUAGCAGUUUUGUAUAUUUGUGUGUACAUAUAUAAAAAACAUAUUCUUAUCUAUCCUACUUUAUUAUAUAUAUAUAGAAUAUAUUCUUGUUAUGUAGAUAUAUUAUUUAAAAUGUAAAUAUAUAAUAAGUAUAAACAUUUAUGUUUGAUUCAUUUGUAUCAUUUGUCAAAUCCACAUCAAAGAGUUUUAUACAACUCUUUAAGAAUCCCAUUUUACCCUUGUUUCAUUUAUAAUUUUAUUGUAAUUCAUUUGGUUCAUGAUCUUCACAAUGUUAAGAAGUUAAUACAUACCUCUGAUAACUUGACAAUUUUAUCCAACAGAAGCUAUCUAUUACCGUGUAGCCAACUAAAGCCAUCUAACAGAUUUAGCCUACUGAAGCCAUCAAACAGUUUUAGCCAACAGAAGCUACCAAACAGUUUUAGCCAACAGAAGCUGGUUAUAGCCAACUGAAGCUAUCUAACUGAAGCCAACUGAAGCUAACUAACUGUUUUAGCCAACUGAAGCUAACUAACUGUUUUAGCCAACUGAAGCUAACUAACCGUUUUUGCCAACUGAAGCUAUCUAAAUACAGUUUGUUAGUACCACUCCAAUUGGUUCGUUUGUAAGAUACUUGCCCGAAUGGGCAGAAUUGAAAGAGUGGCACAGAGUUCAAUUUUAUCAUUCCUUAAAACAGAUGUAUGAGUAGAUUCAAACACAGGAAAGUUAUUUCGGCUAUGGUGGUUUAGAUUUUUCUUUCCAGAUGUUGUAUUUAUUUCGUAAUACAGUAGUUACACUAUGAAGAAAGUUAUUGAUAUAAUAUUUGUUUGACACUAUGAAGAUCAGUUAUUGAUAUAUUUUUUUGACACUAUGGAGAUAAGUUAUUGAUAUAAUAUCUGUUUGACACUAUGAAUAUCAGUUACUGAUAUAAUAUUUGUUUGACACUAUGAAGAUCAGUUAUUGAUAUAAUAUCUGUUUGACACUAUGGAGAUAAGUUAUUGAUUUAUGAAGAAAAUCAACUGUUCAUUUUUGUCAGCCCAUAAAUUCAGCUCAGUAUUAUGAAAUAAUUGUAGAAAGAUCAAACCACAAUCUAUUUUUUAGUCCCAGAUGUUCGAAUGAGAACUGAACUUCAAUAGAUUUGUAUUAUAAAAUUCCAAUUUAUUUAUCAGUUAUGUGGUAAGUGCAAAAAGACCUGUAACUACAGAGCUGUCAUAAAAUGUAGCAUAUUAAAUUGAUAACUAUAUAUAUAUAUAUAUAUUUAUAUAUAUUAAAGUUGCUGAUCGUCGACUCAUUCAUAUUAUUUUGAAUCCCUUGUAAACUACAAUCUUGUAAAAGAUGAAUCUCUAAAAAUGAAUAUCUGACCAAACAUAGUUCAAUUUCAUUCAGUAUUUACAAAGAUAACCAUACCAGCUUCACCAGUAAGGUGGAUUGGAUAUUUUCCAAAAAAUGCAAAUGGGGAUCAGUGGCUUUAAUAUCAUGAAUGAUGCUGUAUCUCUGUCACUUUAAUAACAAGACUCUAUUGUAUUGUCAAGCUUUACUAUUGAAACUAGUGACAUCAGUCGUACUUGAUUGAUUCCUGACUCAGAAUUCUAUCAUCACUAGUGAACGUAUUGGCUCUAGGAUACUUUAACUUAACUGAAUCUCGAUACCAGUAUCAGAAAUAUUGUUAUGAUACUUGCAUAUUAUUAUAUACCUAUAAAUGGAAAUAAAAUGAUAAAUCAGUA
Patella vulgata (common limpet) is the source of this 2392-nucleotide messenger RNA. Its product is annotated as histone deacetylase complex subunit SAP30L. Gene Ontology annotation, cellular component: histone deacetylase complex. Lineage: Eukaryota; Metazoa; Mollusca; Gastropoda; Patellidae. Gene Ontology annotation, biological process: regulation of DNA-templated transcription. The transcript has 5 exons. The coding region runs from base 1 to 696 and encodes 231 amino acids. The record is from RefSeq and is a predicted model, not a curated record. Gene Ontology annotation, molecular function: transcription coregulator activity; protein binding.